Microstroma glucosiphilum is the source of this 1623-nucleotide messenger RNA. RefSeq lists its product as hypothetical. The record is from RefSeq and is a predicted model, not a curated record. The transcript has 2 exons. Lineage: Eukaryota; Fungi; Basidiomycota; Exobasidiomycetes; Microstromatales; Microstromataceae. The coding region runs from base 91 to 1269 and encodes 392 amino acids. Gene Ontology annotation, cellular component: membrane.
CUAACACCAACGUACUCCACACCACCCUUCAAGCACAGCCCACACACGCCUCCCUCGACGCGUCUCGCUUUUCUGCACCACCCACCCGCAAUGUCCACCACCUCCACCCCCUUCAAGGGCGCCCUCAAGGGGAAGCGCAAGACGGACCUCUCCGAAAUCGCAGCCGCCCUAGGCAUCUCCGUUCACGCCAAGCGAGAUGAGCUCGAAGACGACAUCAAGAAGCACCUCGUGGCCAACCGUAGCAAAUUAGAGAAUGAUGGCAGAUUCGAGGGACUCUACAACUCCCUCGACCGUGGGGAGAGAAAGGCCGGAAAGUCCUACGAAGGAUCCAGCGACUCUGAUGCUGGCUCACCCCACACACCUCGCACCCCGCUCAAGCACACACAGACCAUCGUCAGCCGCGUAAAUGGCGCUGCCUCCGACGCCAUGGCCGAUGCCUCUGCCCUCGGCUCCCAAGUCAAGGCUCGAGCACAGAAGGCCGGUGAGGACCUCAACCUCUCCUCUACCAUUCGCCGAGCUCAGAGGGCAACCGAGGACCUCUCCCUCUCCAACACCAUCGAGGGGGUACAGGCCGAGGGACAGCACGCCCUCGACGAGGCCUCUCGAGCUGCCUCGACCGUCGUGCGCAGAAGCCGAUCCAUCAGCAAGGCCACCGAGAAGAAGGCCGUGCGUGCCCUAAACUCCACCCGCGAAUUCUUCUCCGACUCCAACAAUCUCAUCCGUAUCCUCCUGGUAGUCGAGGCCUUGGUGCUCCUUGCCAACAUCUACCCCACUCGAAGCUACUCCUUUGGCGAGUCCAAGGCAGAGCAUCUGAUCAAGCACGCCUCCCUCGACGGCAUCAACACUCCUCGUUGGUCCCUCACCUUGCCUGACCCCUUGGGCUUCUUCAAGGUCACUAAAUUCUGGCAACCCAUCAUCCUCUGGACCGUCUGGACCGUGGGCAUCCCUGCUAUUGCAGCCCACCUCAUCACCUUCCAGAGGAGACACGAGCCUUCCCCCGUCACAUUCGCCUAUGUCCGUCUGGCCCUCCUCACCUUCCUCACCUCUUCCUCUUCCCUCCUCGUAGGUGGAGUCAAUGGCGGUAACCUCCCCACGUCCUUUGGCGUUGCUGCUGGUCUGCCUGUAGCUCAAAAGGUGGGACUGAUUGGAAGCCUCAGGGCGAACACGAGCUACGGCUUGGUUCCCCUUGACGGUGGUGUGCAGAUCCUCCUCACUGGACUCGUUGCUGCAUUGGCCACCUACGAGGCUGUCGCCACGAGGGCCAGGUAGGGAAAAAGUUGGAAUGGAAUGACGGACAAGUGGUUUGAGCGUAUCUAUGAGUUCGGUGAUAUCAGACAAGGCGUUUCUUUAGUGGAUCGUGGAGUGUAGACGAUUUGAAUGUAUCAUGGAAGGGUGGAAAUAGGCGCAGUAGGAUCUGGGGCUUGCGAUGCAGGAGCGACGACGCGUCCGACUCCGACACUUGCGUCGACGGGCGUCUGUUCUAAUCUAUUGAUUCAUCCUGGAUUUCCCGUCCGUCGUCCGUCGUCCGUCGUUCGUCGUCCGCCCUGUGCCAAUCUUCGGCUUGUUCUUGUGCUUUUGCUUUUGCUUUUGCUCCCGGGAAAAAAUUUAUCACCCUUUGAAUCA